AUGGAUUUAUAUAGAGUUGACGAAGACUAUGUCAAACCUUCCGGUAGAAGGUUUAAUUUAAAUUUCAAUGAGAAAAAAGGAAAUAAAAAAAUGUUUAGGAUUCAAAUAGAACGUGACAUUUCUGAUCAAAUAGGACCAAAAGGUUUGAUAAGAUAUUUUAUGUACUCAUGUCCUAGUAAAAAUUAUCAUAGCUACUACAUGACUAAUUACGUUCUAGAUUCACUGAGGAAUCUUGAUGAAUUUUUGGAAGAGCAAGCUGUGUCAAUAAAAGGGAAAGAAUAUACCAUUGUUUUCUUAAAGGACAAACGUGACCUUUUCCUGUUAGGAAAUAAGCCAAACAAGAGUAUUAAUAUAACCGAUAAUUUUUUUGGAACGAUACACGUUUCUCAAAAGAUAUCAUCUACAAUUGAUAAUUUUCAGGUAUUAUAA
This is a messenger RNA of Theileria annulata, 429 nucleotides long. RefSeq lists its product as uncharacterized. The record is from RefSeq and is a predicted model, not a curated record. Lineage: Eukaryota; Apicomplexa; Aconoidasida; Piroplasmida; Theileriidae. The transcript is spliced from 2 exons. The coding region runs from base 1 to 429 and encodes 142 amino acids.